Lotus japonicus is the source of this 2614-nucleotide messenger RNA. RefSeq names its product peptidyl-prolyl cis-trans isomerase CYP63. Gene Ontology annotation, biological process: protein folding; protein peptidyl-prolyl isomerization. Gene Ontology annotation, molecular function: peptidyl-prolyl cis-trans isomerase activity. The record is from RefSeq and is a predicted model, not a curated record. The transcript has 14 exons. The coding region runs from base 144 to 2186 and encodes 680 amino acids. Lineage: Eukaryota; Viridiplantae; Streptophyta; Magnoliopsida; Fabales; Fabaceae.
UGAUGGGCCAAAAAGCCCAAAUCCGGUUCGACAGCGUGCUUCUUCCUCUAACUCUCUCCCAAGCCGAGAAGAAGAAUCUCCAACGUCAGUGUUCGUGAGACAGACCUGUCGCCUCCAUUCAAGGGCAUCUUGCGAGCAAGGCGAUGAGUCUGGAAAAGAAUCCGCUUGUAUUUUUUGAUGUUUCGAUUGAUGGGGAUCCCGUGGAAAGAAUUGUUAUUGAGCUUUUUGCCAGUGUAGUUCCAAAGACAGCCGAGAAUUUCCGGGCGCUUUGCACAGGUGAGAAGGGCAUUGGAAAAUCAACUGGGAAACCUUUGCAUUAUAAAGGAACAUCCUUUCAUCGUAUAAUUAAAGGUUUUAUGGCUCAAGGUGGUGAUUUCUCAAGGGGUAACGGCACAGGUGGAGAAAGUAUAUAUGGAGGAAAGUUUGCAGAUGAAAAUUUCAUACUAAAACAUGAUGGACCUGGUUUUCUUUCUAUGGCUAAUAGUGGUCCUAAUACAAAUGGAUCUCAGUUUUUUAUCCUAUUCAAGCCCCAGCCUCAUCUUGAUAGGAAGCAUGUUGUUUUUGGAAAAGUUGCCAAGGGUUUGGAGAUUCUGAAGAAAAUUGAGCAGGUGGGAACAUCUGAUGGGAAACCUGCCCAGCCAGUUAAAAUUAUCGAUUGUGGUGAAAUCGCUAAAACUAAAAUUCAGCAUCAAGUCGAGAAGGAGAAGGAGAAAGGGAAACAGAGAAAGUCUGUGAAAUCCUUGACUUCUGAUGAUAGUUCCGACAAAAAAUCAAGAAGAAAAAGAAAAAAAUCUUCCAAAGACUCAAGGAAGAGGAGGAGGAGAUACUCAUCAUCCGAUAGUGAUAGUGAUACCGGUAGUGAUAGUUAUUCCUCAGACUCUGAGUCAGAUUCAGCUUCAGAUUCUGAAUCAGAUUCAUCAGAUUCUGAUUCAAGUUCCUCUAAACAUGGGAAACACCUGAAAAGGAAGAGAAGUAAGCGUAAGCAUGGGAGGAAGACGAAAACUGGACGAAAGCAGAGCAGGAGAAGCCAACAUAGUAGAACUAAAAGAUCAAGAAGAAAGUCCAAAUGGAGUUCUGAAGGUUCAAGUGAUACAGAAAGUGAGAGUUCUACUGCUAGUGAUAGUAGUUCUGGUGAUGAGAAAGCUGAUCGUCGUGUCUCUGGUCGUAAGACAGAUGCUGACAAUAAAGCUAAAAAAAAUAUAGCUGAUCAUGCUACAGACUUGAGAAAGCAAUCGUCUAGCCUUCCCCUACGAAUUCAAACUAUUCCAGAACAGGAAAUAGAUCCGAAGGUUAGAACUGUGGACAAGCAAUCACAUGAAGAAGGGGAAAUGUCUCCAGAAAAUGGUACAUUUGUGAAUAAUGGGCAUGAGACUCGAGCAGAAUUAAGUAAACCUGCCAAGCAACAUGCUUAUUCAGAUGAUUCAAACCACAAUAGAGUUGCAAGGUCUGGAAGAAGUCCUGUUAGUCCUACCAGGAAUUCUGGGGAGCGAAACCAAGAACAUACUUUGUUGGCUAGUCCUGGCCAAAAAGCACCUGAACCUGCCUCCAAGCAUGGUCAGGGAUUUACAAAAAGCCCCUCACCAAAUGGCAUGCCUAAGCGCGUUAAAAAAGGACGUGGCUUUACUGAGCGCUAUGCCUUUGUACGCAAAUAUCGUACUCCAUCUCCAGAGAGGUCUCCCCGUCCAUAUCGAUAUGGUGAUAGAAAUAUCAGAAGGAACUUUGACAGAAAUCCAAGUUCCAGAGGUUAUUCUGAGCGCUCACCACCGCCUAGACGGUUUCGAAGCCCACCAAGAGGCCGUCCAAGAUACCCAAGCAGAAGAAGUCGGAGUAGGAGCAUCUCCCGCAGUCCAGUGCGUGGCCGUUUUAGAGAUCGUGGCCGGAGCAGGAGCCGAAGCCCAAUACGCAGCCCUAGUCCAGGAGACAGGCGGCGGCCUUCCAUGAGUGACAGACUAAAAUCACGGCUUGGUUCUCGUGAUAAAAAAUCUCCGGACAGAAGGGGGAGAUCAAAAUCCAAUUCUAGGAGCAAUGGCUCUUCUCGCUCUAGAUCCCCUGACGCUACACCACCAAAGCGUCAUGACAAAAGAACUUCCAUAUCCCGUAGCAGGUCUAGAUCAAGCUCUCCAUCUGGCGGACAGAAGGGUUUGGUUUCUUAUGGAGAUGCUAGUCCUGAUUCUGGGGCUAGGUAACUGUUUUGCUUAGUGGGAUAGCAACACUUAAGUCCCAGUAGGAGCUGAAAUUGACAAAUUCCAAGCUCUACUGGAGUUAUUUUAGGCACUGUCAGGCUCUGUUUAUUAUUCCCAUGUCCUUCGUUGAAGUUCUGAUGUUGAGCCUGAAGUCUGAGCCAGGUGAAGCAUUGUGUUAGCUCAGUCAUUUGUUAGUUCGAGGUACUUGAAUGGAUGCGGCUAAGAUCGGAUUCUGUACCAUUUAUCGACUUAAAUUGGCGUGUUUCUUGUUUUUUUCCUGAUAAGCAUGUUAGCUCGGAUGCACGGAUACGUACAGGUGAGAUUUCGUUCUACUAUGGAAGCUUUAAAAACCUUAUUCUGCAUGGUGAGGUUCAAAACAGUUUGCCAUUAUGUUCAAUGAUAUGCUUAUAUCAGCCUUUGCAUUAGUCAAA